AUGGCAGAGAAAAUUAUACAACUGGAGCCGACGAUGGAACAACAACCACUUGCUAUUCCACAAGACCAACAAUCCCAGGAGCAAAAACCGCCACAAUCGAGCUAUUCUAGCCCUGACGUCGUUGAGCAGUCAGAAUGGUCAAAUAGUAUCUGGAAUUGCUUCUCCCCAAGCUCACUUUGUCUCAAAGCGUUCUUUUGCCCGUGUUUUGUUUACGGCAAGACUCAACAUCGUAUCAACAAAGAUCCCAAUCUCAUGGGUUAUUCACGAUUUAAUAAUGACUGUUUUAUAUGGGCGGGUGCUCAAUGGUGCGGUCUAGGAGCCAUAUUGACCGUUCUUCAACGACGCCAAAUUCGAACGGAAUAUGGGAUUGGAAAAGCAGGAGAGGGAGAGAUUAAGGAUAUAGCUUUGAGUUGGUGUUGCCAUUGUUGUGUUCUGAUGCAACAGGAGAAGGAGGUUAUCAUGAGGAAUCAGGGUAGUGAUGUUUUUCUACAGGGGUAUCAGAGGACGGAACCAAUGGUGAUGGCACAAACAGAUUGA
Molecule: messenger RNA, 537 nt
Organism: Botrytis fragariae
Lineage: Eukaryota; Fungi; Ascomycota; Leotiomycetes; Helotiales; Sclerotiniaceae
Product: putative plac8 family protein
Exons: 3
Coding region: 1-537 (178 amino acids)
Source: RefSeq, a predicted model, not a curated record